Heteronotia binoei (common prickly gecko) is the source of this 3397-nucleotide messenger RNA. It is a transcript of the gene NUMB, whose product is annotated as NUMB endocytic adaptor protein. The record is from RefSeq and is a predicted model, not a curated record. Lineage: Eukaryota; Metazoa; Chordata; Lepidosauria; Squamata; Gekkonidae. Gene Ontology annotation, molecular function: cadherin binding. The coding region runs from base 191 to 2194 and encodes 667 amino acids. The transcript is spliced from 11 exons.
GGAAAACGGAAGGCGGAGUUAAGGGAUUGAUGGGCCGUGGUGGCCGCCAAUAACGAUGAGCAACUCCUGGUGGAGCGGCCAAUAUGCUGUGGAUGUAGAGGAGGGGAAGGAGGCGGGAGUUGUUGUCAGGGAACGGGGAGGAGGCGCUGAAGGGAGGAGGCUGCGGGUAGCAGGACGUGACAACUGAGCAAUGAAUAAAUUACGGCAGAGCUUUAGGAGAAAGAAGGAUGUUUAUGUCCCUGAAGCCAGUAGGCCACACCAGUGGCAGACAGAUGAAGAAGGGGUUAGGACUGGCAAAUGCAGCUUCCCAGUUAAGUAUCUGGGGCAUGUGGAAGUGGAUGAAUCAAGAGGAAUGCAUAUAUGUGAAGAUGCUGUGAAGCGACUAAAAGCGCUACCUACAGUAAUAGCGUUCGACUUGUCCCCCCUGUUCCUCCAGGAAAGGAAGUUCUUCAAAGGCUUCUUUGGAAAAAGUGGAAAGAAGGCAGUGAAAGCAGUCCUUUGGGUUUCAGCAGAUGGACUCAGAGUUGUUGAUGAGAAAACCAAGGACCUUAUAGUUGAUCAGACAAUAGAGAAGGUUUCUUUCUGCGCUCCAGAUAGGAAUUUUGACAGGGCAUUUUCUUACAUCUGUCGAGAUGGUACUACACGCCGCUGGAUAUGUCAUUGUUUUAUGGCUGUAAAGGACACAGGGGAGAGGUUGAGUCAUGCUGUUGGCUGUGCAUUUGCAGCCUGCUUGGAGCGAAAGCAAAAGAGAGAGAAGGAGUGUGGAGUGACUGCCACCUUUGAUGCUAGCAGAACCACAUUCACAAGAGAAGGAUCAUUCCGAGUAACAACAGCAACUGAGCAGGCAGAAAGAGAGGAAGUCAUGAGACAGAUACAAGAUACUAAAGUUGAAACGGAUGUGAAAACAGCUGCCUCAGGUGCUGCAUCUGGCAAUACAGUCCCAUCUUCGAGUUCCCCUACCUCUCCUACUGCUGAUGUUGCAGCAUCUGGUGACAAAGAGUCAAAUAACCCUCAUGCUAUUCCACGAAGACAUGCUCCUAUAGAGCAGCUUGCUAGACAAGGUUCAUUCAGAGGCUUCCCUGCACUUAGCCAGAAGAUGUCCCCAUUUAAACGUCAGCUUUCUUUGCGAAUAAAUGAGUUACCUUCAACGGUGCAAAGGAAGACAGACUUUCCCAUGAAAAACUCAGUUCCUGAAGUUGAAGGAGAAGCAGAUAGCAUUAGUUCCCUCUGCUCCCAGAUCACAAAUGCAUUCAGCGCUCCAUCUGAGGACCCCUUCUCCUCUGCCCCCAUGACAAAACCAGUCACUGCUGUUGCACCACAGUCUCCAGCUGUUCAAGUUAAUGGCACUGCCUCUGCCUUCAGUGUGCUUGCUGCUAAGCCAGUUCAAACUACUGUAGCACCCACAGCAAUACCAGUUCGUGAAACCAAUCCCUGGGCUCAUGCCCCAGUUGCUCCGGUUGCUGCUAAAACUGGAGCUGCAGCCACUCUUUCUGGUACUGAAUGGAGUUCCAAUUCUGGGGCAGCCUCACCCAAUUUGUUCCAAGGAAACCACAGACGCACUCCCUCUGAAGCAGACCGCUGGCUGGAAGAAGUAUCUAAAACUGUCCGAGCACAGCAACCACAGCCACCUCCCCAGCCACUCCUUCAGCCUCCUGUGGCAGUUUCUCAGGCAGCACCAGCUUUUCCAGUCAGCACCUUCAUUGCUCCUCAGCCAGUGCCCGUUGGAGUGGUGCAGCCAAUGCAGCCUGCGUUUAUCCCUGCUCAACCAUAUGCCAUAGCGAAUGGGAUGCCCUACUCAGCUCCCAGUGUACCAGUGGUUGGGAUAACUCCUUCCCAAAUGGUAGCCAAUGUGUUUGGCACAGCAAGCCAUCCUCAAGUGUCCCACUCUCAUCAGUCACCCAGUCUUAUAAAGCAGCAGACAUUCCCUCAAUAUGAAACUAACAGUGCUACUACUAGCCCUUUCUUUAAACCUCCUGCCCAGCAGCAAAAUGGCUCAGCUGCUUUCAAUGGUGUAGACACUGCCAGAUGGCCCACAGAGGACAAGCAUAUACAAUCUCCUGCAGUUGCCCAGAAGGUCGAUCAAUUUGAAGCACAGUGGGCAGCGCUGGAAAGCAAGUCGAAGCAGCGUACCAACCCCUCUCCAACUAACCCUUUCUCAAGUGAAUUACAGAAGACUUUUGAAAUUGAACUUUAAGCAGUCCUGUGGCUUGUGCUUUAGUCUCUGUGUGUGUGUGCGUGUGUGUGGUGGGGGUUGAGUGAAAGAGGGCAAGGGGCAGAGAGGAUAUCCAAACAGCACACUCAAUCAUUGAUGUUCCCAUAGAAUCAGAGUUGGGUAUAGAGGGGAGUGGUCAUGGGGGAGAGGCUCCAAGCUCCAGCCACAUCACUAUUGGGGAAUAAUCCAGGAAAUGUACCCUUACUGCCUUCCUCCCUGCUUGGGAGCCUGGACUGCAGAGGAAACCUCGGAAGGGCUGAAGAUGGGAACUGAGCCCUGAAGCCCUUUUUCCACAAGAACUUCUGAUGACCUUCUACAACAAAAAGCAAAUGCCACUAUUGUUUAAGGGGUCUCAACUUUGUUGUGAGUGCUCCAUUCUCUGGAGGAAAGAGGAGUUGUGAACAGGUGAGAGGGGAAAAUAUGAAAGCUGCUCUGGAUAUAAUGCUUGUGGAAAAGAAUGAGCUUCCAUUUUGAGUAACACAAUGAUUAUAUAUAAAAACAAAGCCAAAAUCUUUAUUUUUAUGCAUUUUAGAUUAUUUUAAAUAGCUCUAGAUAUUAAAAGUUGAAUGAGUUGUAAGUAAUCUUGCCAAAGGUAUAAAAGGUGGUUGGAUGUAAAAUUGUAAAUAAGAUUGAUUUAUCACUGAUUCUUAUAAUCAGUAAUAUGGGAGUAGGUUCGGGAGGAGACUUCCUAGCUUGUUCUUCUGUGUUCAUUGUAAGUAGCAUAUUGCAACUACAAUCAUGACCAAUAAAAACACACAUUAUAGAGUAGUUUAAGAGCAGUAUUGUCUUGGUUUGAAAACAAUUGGUAAAUUCUAUCUUUUUUUUAAGGAAUCAAACUAGGUGAUACUACAUAUAGGUUCUUCCAUAUACUGCUGCAAUUUCAUUGUUUUUAUUGUAUUGUGACAGUUUACUGUAACCAUAUCUACAAUCAGGUCUACUGAGGAACCCAUUUUAUGUAUGUUCAGUAUAUUUUAAUUUUUUAAAAAAAGAUAAAGCUUAUUUCCCCACUGUUCUAUGUGAAAGCUUGUGGCUAGACUACAGCUGUUCCAUGUCCUUCCUCUGACAAAUCAUGAACUCCAUAUUUUUAAUUUUAAAACUUGGCCUUACAAGCAAAUGUAAGUUAUAUAUAUUUGUACUGAUGAUUUAUAAUCUGCUUUAACAGAAAUAAAUGUUGGUAGUACAUGA